GGUUUUCUCGGGGUGAUGAGAUCUGCGGCGCGGUGAGAACCCUGAGCUCUGGUUUGGGUGUCCUUUUUUUGGGGUUUUAUUCUUUCUCACGGACACCAAAGGAGAAAGGCGCGAUUUAAAAUAAGAUUUUUAAACACUGGGGGAAAAAAAGCGCGGUCUAUCCCGGAUUGUGUUGUUGUUUUUUUUUUGGGAGAAGAGCUCUGGAUCUAACUGUUGCACUUUGAACACAGACAUGAACUACUGAAACUGCUAUAAAAAGAAAAUCUGUGAAAAGUUUGAGGGAAGAAGCUUCGUCUCAUCCCUCCUCUUCAAAAGAAAGCUUUGAAACCAUGAUGCUGUCGUGGCUGCUAACAUAUUUCACUGCGUUUGUAAUCGGGAUGGUUGCCCCGUUUCCGAUGACCCCUACGGAGCAACCUCCGGAAAUAAGCACCUUCCGGGUUAAGGACACGAGUCUGACGCACUUGACUGUCCACCGCAAGACAGGCGAAGUUUUCGUGGGAGCCGUCAAUCGCAUCUACAAGCUCUCUGAGAACCUGACUGAGAUCCGCUCACACCAGACUGGCCCGAUAGAGGACAAUGCCAUGUGCUACCCACCACCCAGUGUCCGGGCCUGCGCCCACAAGCUGGAGCUUUCCGAUAACAUUAACAAGCUCUUGCUGAUAGACUAUGCUAGCAACCGGCUGGUAGCCUGUGGCACCAUCUGGCAGGGGGUGUGCCAGUUCGUCCGGUUAGGUGACUUGUUUAAGCUGGGUGAGCCUCAUCUUCGCAAGGAGCACUACCUUUCAGGUGCUCGGGAGGCGGAUGGCAUGGCCGGUGUGGUCGUGAGCGACGAUGACGAUGAUCCGAAAAAGAAGAGAAAGAAGGGAGACGGACGUUUGUUUAUCGGCGCCGCAAUCGACGGCAAGUCUGAAUACUUCCCGACAUUGUCCAGCCGCAAACUCGUAGAGGAUGAGGAGAGCGCAAGCAUGUUCAGCUUGGUGUAUCAGGAUGAGUUCGUCUCAUCGCAAAUCAAGAUCCCAUCAGACACUCUGUCCCUCUAUCCUGCCUUUGACAUCUACUACGUCUAUGGCUUUGCCAGUGGGACCUACAUCUACUUUCUCACCCUGCAGCUAGACACACAGCUCACGCAAAUGGACGCUUCCGGCGAAAAGUUCUUCACCUCUAAGAUUGUCCGCAUGUGCUCCAACGACACCGAGUUUUACUCUUACGUCGAGUUCCCGCUUGGCUGCACCAAGGACGGUGUGGAAUACCGUCUGGUCCAGGCCGCAUACAAGCAUCGCCCGGGCAAGGCGCUCGCUCAGGCUCUGGGGCUGUCCGAGGAUGAGGAUGUGCUCUUUGUGGUGUUCUCGCAAGGCCAGAAGAACCGGGCAAACCCGCCCCGGGAAACGGUGCUCUGCCUGUUCACCCUGCAUCAGAUUAACCUGGCCAUGCGUGAGAGGAUCAAGUCUUGCUAUCGUGGCGAGGGAAAGCUGUCUCUGCCUUGGCUGCUCAAUAAAGAACUUGCCUGCAUCAACACGCCAAAGCCGAUCGGCGAUGAUUUUUGCGGCCUGGUCCUGAACCAGCCUCUCGGAGGUCUGCGGGUCAUCGAGGGGACGCCGCUGUACGACGAGCGCAAAGACGGCAUGGCCUCGGUGGCUGCGUACACCUACGGGGACCAUACAGUGGUGUUCGUCGGGACACGUACGGGCUAUCUUAAAAAGAUCCGAGUGGACGGCGUUUCUCCACCUUCCAGCGUCCUGCUGUACGAGACGGUCACAGUGGUGGAGGGAAGCCCGGUCCUUCGCGACAUGGUGUUCAGUCCGGAUUAUCAGUACACCUACUUGCUGAGUGAGAAACAGGUGACCCGACUCCCGGUGGAGAGCUGUUCUCAGUACCGGAGCUGUAAGAGCUGUCUAGGCUCCGGAGAUCCUCACUGUGGCUGGUGUGUCCUUCACAACAAAUGCUCCAGGAAGGAAGCGUGUCAGAAAUGGGAGCUGCCUCAGCACUUCAGCACGGAGCUAAAGCAGUGCGUCGACAUCACCGUCACCCCGGCGAACAUGUCCGUGACCUCGGCCUCCACCCAGCUGAGUGUGAAGGUAGCGCAUGUGCCGAACCUCUCGGCAGGUGUGACGUGUGUGUUUGAGGACCUGAGCGAGAGCCCUGGAGAGGUGCUGCCUAAAGGACAGAUCCUCUGCAUGUCGCCGUCGCUCCGAGACGUCCCGACGCUCACACACGGAUACGGCGAUAAACGAGUGGUCAGGCUGUCACUCAAGUCUAAAGAGACCGGGCUGAAAUUCAUCACCACGGAUUUCGUUUUCUACAACUGCAGCGUCCUGCAAUCGUGUUCCUCCUGUGUAAGCAGCCCUUUCCCCUGCAACUGGUGUAAAUACCGGCACAUCUGCACCAACAACGUGGCCGAGUGCUCCUUCCAGGAGGGCAGAGUCAGCAGCGUCGAGGGUUGCCCCCAGAUCCUGCACAGCAGUGAUAUCCUGGUUCCAGCAGGUGUCGUCCGACCAAUCACGCUGCGAGCACGAAACCUUCCUCAGCCCCAGUCGGGCCAAAAGAACUACGAAUGCGUGUUCAGCAUCCAGGGCAAAAUCCAGCGCGUCCCAGCCGUGCGAUUUAACAGCUCCUGUAUACAGUGCCAGAACACUUCGUACUGGUAUGAAGGUAACGAGAUGGGGGACCUGCCUGUGGAUUUCUCAAUUGUCUGGGACGGAGAUUUUCCCAUCGACAAGCCGUCUGCCCUGAAAGCUCUCCUGUAUAAGUGUGAGGCUCAGAGGGACAGCUGUGGUCUGUGUCUGAAGGCGAACAGCAUGUUCGAGUGCGGCUGGUGUUUGGCAGAUAAGCGCUGUCUCCUGAAGCAGCACUGCCCUUCGGCCGAACAGAACUGGAUGCACCAGGGCCGGCGCAACGUGCGCUGCAGCCAUCCCUACAUUGCCAAGAUCCAGCCCUUGACUGGUCCUAAAGAGGGGGGCACGCGGGUGACGAUCGAGGGCGAGAACCUGGGGCUGCAGGUGAAAGAGAUCACACAUGUGCGUGUGGCCAGCGUGCGCUGCAACCCUGUGGCGCAGGAAUACAUCAGCGCUGAGAGGAUCGUGUGUGACAUGGAGGAGUCUCUCCUGGCGAGUCCCCCGGGCGGUCCCGUGGAGCUGUGUAUCGGAGACUGCAGCACUGAUUAUCGCACUCAGUCGUCACAGUCGUAUGCGUUCGUGACGCCCAGUAUCAGUCGUGUGCAGCCGGAUAAAGGGCCCGUGUCAGGAGGGACCAGGCUGACCGUCUCCGGCCGCCAUCUGGACGCAGGGAGCGCCGUGACGGUGUUCCUGGCUCAGGAGACGUGCACAUUUGUCAGGAGGACGAUGCACGAGAUUGUGUGCGUGACCCCGGGCUCUGCGGUGGGUGCGGGAGCUUCAUCCAUAAAGCUGUUCAUAGAUAAAGCUGAAAUCAACAGUGACCUGCGUUACAUCUACAGCGAAGAUCCCAGCAUCCUCAGCAUCGAACCCAACUGGAGCAUCAUCAACGGCAGCACUUCUCUGACCGUGAUGGGAACACACCUGCUCACCAUCCAGGAGCCCAAAGUCAGGGCCAGAUACGGCGGAGUGGAGACCACGAAUGUGUGCACUGUUGUAAACGACUCCACCAUGACCUGCCUCGCUCCUCCCAUCGUCUACACGAAGCGUCAGGCGCCCGAGACAGGCCUUCAUCCGGACGAGUUCGGCUUCAUCCUGGACCACGUCUCCUCCGUCCUCGUCCUCAACGGAACUCCUUUUACAUACUACCCCAACCCGACCUUCGACCCGCUCGGGAACGCUGGAAUACUCGAGGUCAAGCCUGGAUCUCCAAUAAUCCUCAAGGGUAAAAACCUGAUUCCUCCCGCGCCUGGGAACGCCCGCCUGAAUUACUCCGUGAUGAUUGGAGAGACCCCGUGUCUGUUAACCGUCUCAGAGUCUCAGCUGCUCUGCGAUUCGCCAGACCUCACCGGAGAGCAGCGCGUUUUGAUAUUGGUUGGCGGGUUGGAGUACUCCCCUGGCACUCUCCACAUCUACUCGGACAGCACGCUGACACUUCCCGCCAUAAUCGGCAUCGGGGCAGGAGGAGGCGUCCUCCUCAUAGCCAUCAUCGCUGUCCUCAUCGCGUACAAGAGGAAGACGAGGGACGCGGAUCGCACACUCAAACGCCUGCAGCUCCAGAUGGACAACCUGGAAUCCCGGGUAGCGUUGGAGUGCAAGGAAGCUUUCGCCGAACUGCAAACGGACAUUCAAGAACUGACCAAUGACAUGGAUGGCGUGAAGAUCCCGUUUCUGGAGUACCGUACCUACACCAUGAGGGUGAUGUUCCCUGGCAUCGAGGAGCACCCAGUUCUAAAGGAGCUUGAUUCUCCAGCUAACGUGGAGAAGGCUUUGCGUCUCUUCAGCCAGCUGCUCCACAACAAGAUGUUCCUCUUGAUGUUCAUCCACACCCUGGAGGCCCAGAGGUCUUUCUCCAUGCGCGACCGGGGCAACGUGGCGUCACUUCUCAUGGCGGCGCUGCAGGGUAGGAUGGAGUACGCCACCGUGGUGCUCAAGCAGCUUCUGGCCGACCUCAUCGAGAAGAACCUGGAGAACCGUAACCAUCCAAAGCUGCUUCUGCGAAGAACGGAAUCCGUAGCCGAGAAAAUGCUCACCAACUGGUUCACGUUCCUUCUGCAUCGCUUCCUCAAGGAAUGUGCAGGAGAGCCUCUCUUCAUGCUGUACUGCGCCAUUAAGCAGCAGAUGGAGAAAGGGCCGAUCGACGCCAUCACCGGAGAGGCGCGCUACUCGCUCAGCGAGGACAAGCUCAUCCGACAGCAGAUCGACUACAAGCAGCUGACGCUGAUGUGUAUCCCUCCGGAGGGAGACGCCGGUACGGAGGUCCCGGUGAAGGUGCUGAACUGUGACACAGUAACUCAGGUGAAAGAUAAGCUCCUGGACGCGGUGUAUAAAGGGAUCCCGUACUCGCAGAGACCACAAGCUGAUGACAUGGACCUCGAAUGGAGACAGGGCCGACUCACCAGAAUCAUCCUCCAAGACGAAGACGUCACCACCAAGAUCGAGAGCGACUGGAAGCGACUCAACACGCUGGCGCAUUACCAGGUGACAGAUGGCUCAGUGGUGGCUCUGGUUCAGAAGCAAGUGUCUGCGUACAACAUCGCCAACUCAUUCACAUUUACGCGCUCGCUCAGUCGAUACGAGAGCUUGCUCAGGACUUCGAGUAGUCCGGACAGCCUGCGCUCUCGAGCACCGAUGAUCACCCCCGACCAGGAGACCGGCACCAAACUGUGGCACCUGGUGAAAAACCAUGAACACGCGGACCAGCGUGAAGGAGACCGCAGCAGCAAGAUGGUGUCCGAGAUUUACCUCACACGCCUUCUGGCAACAAAGGGCACGCUGCAGAAGUUUGUGGAUGAUUUGUUCGAGACGGUGUUCAGUACGGCUCACCGCGGCAGCGCCCUCCCUCUGGCCAUCAAGUACAUGUUCGACUUUCUGGAUGAGCAGGCGGACAAGAGACAGAUCAGUGACCCAGAUGUGCGUCACACCUGGAAGAGCAACUGCUUGCCUUUACGGUUCUGGGUGAACGUGAUCAAGAAUCCACAGUUUGUCUUUGACAUCCAUAAGAGCAGCAUUACGGAUGCGUGUUUGUCAGUGGUGGCCCAGACCUUCAUGGAUUCGUGCUCAACGUCAGAACACCGUCUAGGAAAAGACUCGCCGUCUAAUAAGCUGCUUUACGCUAAAGACAUCCCCAAUUACAAGAGCUGGGUGGAGAGGUACUACAGAGACAUUAGCAAGAUGCCGAGCAUCAGCGAUCAAGACAUGGACGCCUAUCUGGUGGAGCAGUCCCGUCUCCAUGGCAGCGAGUUCAACACACUGAGCGCGCUCAAUGAGCUCUAUUUUUACAUCAACAAGUACAAAGAGGAGAUCUUGACGGCACUGGACAGAGACGGGUACUGCCGCAAACACAAACUGAGACACAAACUGGAACAAGCCAUUAACCUGAUGUCUGGCAGCAGCUGAUGGAGCAGGAGGAGAGGAAAACAAGAGGAGGAAAGAAGAAGAGGAGGGAGGGAAUGGAUGAAGAGGGAAGGGGGUUGGCUGGAAGGCUCUGAGGAACUGACCGACACUGAAACGUCCAUAACUUCGUGAUGGGAAGAGGAGAGACUAAACACACUGGACAAUCAACACUCAAGCAAACACAGCACAUGGACGUCCAAUAUUUCACUGUUUCCCCUGGACCAGAACCUGCACAGCCGAACUCCGCCACUGUCCUCUCCGUAUUCUCUCUCUAUCUCUUGUCCCACUAUCUGUUCGUCACGAGAGUCAAUUCACAAUUUUUCCUCGAUUCUCCCUUUUGGGUUCUGUCUUUCUGUUUCUCCCUCUUUAUAUCUCUCUUUCUCUCUCUCUCUCUCUCUCUCUCUCUCUCUCUUUGUCUCAUGCAAAGGCAAACUGCCAAAAAAAAAAAAGAAAAGCAAAGAAAAAAAAACUUUUGGAAUCGGACAACUGUGGAUCACUAAGAUACAUUCCAAUGGGAAAAGGCGACACGUGCCAUUGCUGUGGAAGACACACUGAAUUGUAAAGCCAGUGCCAUGAAGAGGGAAUUAAGAAGCUGAAAGCAAAACGAUGCAAUUUGAAACAGUGACAUUUGUAAGCUCGGAGAGAGGCCCAACGAGGUCCGAGGGAACAUAAAAAUUCAGUGACAGCCCUCCGUUCUUAAAAUGUGAGAAAAGUGGGCAUGGAAUACAGGAAUCCAAUUCACGUCUCAAACAAAAAAGAUAGAAAAUAUCGCCAUGGACCGACAAAAAGCGCCUUUUCCGUCAUUCUUUUCCUCGUCUCUCGGGACCCUGGGGCCAAACGGACCUGAGCAGUGCGAAUCAGCGUCCCUCAGAGCUUGCCUUUCUGUAACGUCCGGACUUAUCCCCGAACCCCGACUCAAGCGUGGCCUCGAGCUGGCCAUUUCUGCCCUAAUGGGGUUUCUUCUCUUGAUAUUGUAACCCCAGACCCCUUUUCUGCCUACCCCACCCAAACCACCCACCCCCACCCAAUCCUUGUUUCCUUCACAUUCUUUUUGUAUUAUACCACUGUGUUACUGUGAGGGUUAGAGAGAUUUAACUCAGAUCUGUGAUCCUUCCCUGAAGGGAACGGGUUCCGAGUGUUGUACUUUGAUAACAGGCAUCCUGACGUAAUAGAUCCGUCCGUCCAAGAGCAAUAAGUCGAGUUUAAAACGGAAGCCAUGAGCCGAAAUUUCAGCGUCCUAUUCCGAACCACGAAAUUCCCAUUGUGCGAGAACCUUUUAGCUUUUCCGUUAUGUUACCGUUUUUUGAAAAUCGAAGGUAUAUAUUGUGUAAGCGUACACCAAGCACAACAAGGCAAAACUGUCACACUGAUGAUCUUUGAUUCGUCAUAUCUGUUUUUGGAUUUGGAAAAGCGUUAAAGGUUCAGCUAUAGAUCACUUCGAGUCUUGGAUAUUAGUCCUCGCUGGUUUUUGUUGUUGUUGUUGGUUUU
Molecule: messenger RNA, 7493 nt
Organism: Clarias gariepinus (North African catfish)
Lineage: Eukaryota; Metazoa; Chordata; Actinopteri; Siluriformes; Clariidae
Gene: plxna3
Product: plexin A3
Exons: 32
Coding region: 330-6008 (1892 amino acids)
Biological process (GO): regulation of GTPase activity; semaphorin-plexin signaling pathway involved in axon guidance; regulation of cell shape
Cellular component (GO): semaphorin receptor complex
Molecular function (GO): semaphorin receptor activity; protein binding
Source: RefSeq, a predicted model, not a curated record